GGGGAAGGCGCAUGCGCAAGCCCUCCUGACCCCGCCCCUAGAGGCGCGGCCCCUGGGGCCCGGGGCCAGCUCCCGGGUGUGCCUUGGCCAUGGAGCCCCUGCGGAGGGCCCACGAGGCCAUGCUGCGGCUGCUACUGUGGGGGCCCUGGGCCUCGGGCGCCGCCUCCCGCCCGAAGCCCCGCGCCUCGGAGGUGCUGACGCGGCACCUGCUGCAGCGGCGCCUGCCGCACUGGACCUCCUUCUGCGUGCCCUACAGUGCGGUCCACAACGACCAGUUCGGCCUUUCGCACUUCAAUUGGCCGGUGCCGGGCGCCAACUACCACGUCCUGCGCACUGGCUGCUUCCCCUUCAUCAAGUACCAUUGCUCCAAGGCGCCCUGGCAAGACCUGGCCGCGCAAAACCGCUUCUUCACCGCGCUCAAGGUCAUCAACAUGGGUAUUCCAACUUUAUUAUAUGGACUUGGCUCCUGGUUAUUUGCCAAAGUCACAGAGACUGUUCAUACCAGUUACGGACCGAUAACAAUCUAUUUUCUAAAUAAAGAAGAUGAAGGUGCCAUGUAUUGAAAAUGUGCAUUGGAAAACACUAAUGUCAAUGAAUUUGUUCCUCUCUGUGUGUAUAUGCAGUAUUUAUUUUUGAUCCUUUAAAAUAAAAUGCUGGCAAAAAUC
Messenger RNA from Rattus rattus (black rat), 665 nucleotides. It is a transcript of the gene C8H15orf61, whose product is annotated as chromosome 8 C15orf61 homolog. NCBI's taxonomy places the organism in Eukaryota, Metazoa, Chordata, Mammalia, Rodentia, Muridae. The coding region runs from base 90 to 563 and encodes 157 amino acids. The transcript is spliced from 2 exons. The record is from RefSeq and is a predicted model, not a curated record.